AUGAAGAUCAUGGGAGUCAAGCACUUCAUGACGACUGCAGGAAGGGCUCAGAGUGAUGGAGCCACAGAGCGCCAAAAUCGGACACUCGAAGAUGCCUUGUGCUGCCAAGUCAGUAACCUCGGACAUGACUGGUCAGAGCACCUCGGCACCAUUGAGUAUGCGCAAGCAUUGAUUCAAGCGUCGACGGGACUCAUUCCAUUCGAAGUGGACACGGGCAGAAAGUUGCUCAAGAUGGCACUUGAGAACCUUGACAAAGCACAGGCUCGUCAAAAGGGCUACUACGACAAAAAGUGCUCCAAAUUGGAGUUUCGCGAAGAAGUUCCCUGGCCAAACGGUUCGGUUUACCAACCGACCCAUACCCGCAAAGCGACUCCAAUGCUUUUGGACGCCAGUGGCCACGAAGUCUUCAUCGUCGAAGAGCUGCUGAAGCAACGACAGUUCAACAGUACGUCAGAGUACCUCGUCAAGUGGCAUGGCUUGCCCGAAUACAAAGCGACCUGGGAACUUGAGCGGGACAUCAAACAUGUUUCCCAUUUCAAGCGACUGGUUAAAGAUCUGCGAGCGAAGAUACAAGCAGCGAAGUCGAUAACCGCGUGA
This is a messenger RNA of Aphanomyces astaci, 597 nucleotides long. RefSeq lists its product as hypothetical. The transcript is spliced from 3 exons. Bases 1 to 597 code for a protein of 198 amino acids. The record is from RefSeq and is a predicted model, not a curated record. Gene Ontology annotation, molecular function: nucleic acid binding. Lineage: Eukaryota; Oomycota; Saprolegniomycetes; Saprolegniales; Verrucalvaceae.